Molecule: messenger RNA, 972 nt
Organism: Aspergillus niger
Lineage: Eukaryota; Fungi; Ascomycota; Eurotiomycetes; Eurotiales; Aspergillaceae
Exons: 3
Coding region: 1-972 (323 amino acids)
Biological process (GO): oxaloacetate metabolic process
Molecular function (GO): magnesium ion binding; catalytic activity
Source: RefSeq, a predicted model, not a curated record
AUGGCCGCCAGAAACACCCUCCGUCGCGCCCUUCUCUACAUCCCGGGCUCCUCCCAACGCUUCAUCGAUAAAUCCCGCACUCUAACCGCCGACUGCGUGGCCUACGAUCUCGAAGACAGCGUAACUCCGCACAAGAAAGCGGAAGCUCGGUCCCUGGUGCGGAGAGCACUCGACGAGCCCGCACCGCAGGGAAUCCGCGAACGAGCCGUACGAAUCAACUCCGUGGACAGCGGCCUCGCCCUAGGAGAUCUCACCGAAGUGCUCAAAUCUCCCAAUCUCACAACAAUCGUGAUCCCCAAAGUCAACACCCCCUCGGACCUUACUUUCGUGAACGAUGUCAUCACGCACACUCUCUCCCAACAACAACAACAGGAUCCUUCCACCCCGAGACCUCCAAUCUCCCUCCUCGCUCUAGUCGAGUCCGCCAAAUCCCUCACAAACCUCACCCAAAUCUGCGCCUCCACGCCCCUCCUGCAGGGCCUCAUUUUCGCGGCCGAAGACUUCGCACUCGACCUCAGCAUCACCCGUACCCCGUCAUUAACUGAAUUCCUCUUCGCAAGGUCUAUGAUUGCUACGGCUGCUCGCGCUGCGAACCUUCCCUCUACUAUUGAUUUGGUCUGCACAGCGUACAAAUCUACCAAGGGGGACGGGUCCCCGCCUGCGGUGCUGGAGGAGGAAUGUCGCGAUGGGAGACGGCUAGGGUUCAAUGGGAAGCAGUGUAUUCAUCCGUCGCAGGUGGAGACGGCGCAGGCGAUCUUUGGACCGGAUCCGGAAGAAGUUAAGUGGGCUGUGAGGGUGUGUGUGGCGGAUGAGAAGGCUGCGAGAGCGGGACGGGGUGCGUGGACGCUUGAUGGGAAAAUGAUUGAUGUGCCGGUGGCGGAGAAGGCCAGGGCGGUGGUUAGGAAGGCGGAGGCGUGUGGAUUUGAUGUUGGGAAGUUGAGGGAGGAGUGGGGGCAUCAGGAACCGGAGUGA